CGGCAAUUCUACUUAGGUACCAAAUUUGAACACUGUAGCUUAGCCGCCAUGCAAGGUAUGAGCUCACAUCAAGCGCCUAUCGUCAACCCUGAUGUCAACAGUUCUGACGACACAGCCUGAAAUAUCACAUUAGGCAAUGGCGCACAGCUCUAAAUGGACGGCGUAAUCGCUGCCGAGAACACAACAACUCAUCACCAAUGGCUGAACCCACCGCCAAUUUUGGGCCGGAUGAGCAUAAAAGUGUGCGUAAAUUUGGGCGGGAGAAUUCGAAGAUUUUCCGGAACGUGCUCGUUUGGCUCUCAGUGUAUUUUCUGAGAGUUGUAGGGUACUUGAAAUGUGUACUAACCGGACUCUCACAAUGUUUGCCUAUCGAAUAUUCGGUAGUGGAGCGUUGGAGAUGGAUACUUGAUAAAGAGAAAAUCCCCAUGCUCUAUUUCUGGGUUACGAUUGAAAAGUAUUUCAUGAAACUUUUGAGUGUUGUCAUAUGCCGAUUUUCAAUUUAUUCUAUCAUGUGUGAAAAUAUACCUGGAAACAAAAAUAGAGCCAUACGGUCGAAAGAACCAAGUUCCAUGCGUCAUUGGUGUUGCAAAUACAGUCUAAACAAGCAAGAAUAUCUUCAGUCACGCAAGUCAAGUUUUCUUGGAAAAAAAUUGAAUGAAGGGUGUUUGAUAAUACCAACCAAAAUCGAAGAAAUUAAAAACUUCCUGUCAAAUAUUGAGACUGAUAGCCAUCGCAAGUGUUUACAAACUUCAAAUAGAAUUGGGAGUUCAAAACUUCCCCCAAAUGUCCAGGGAUUCGCCGAAAUAACAGGGAAGCUUCGAGCAUCGACCGAUACCGUUCAAAAUAUUUCCAUUUCGGCUCGCCCUUGUGCCGCUAACAGCAAAUGUUGGAAUUCGAGGCUGUUGCUGCUGAUGCUCUUCACCACCGCUGCUUUCAGUUUCUCUUCCGCCUCAGUCGUACCGAGGAGAGUUCCAAAAGAGUCGGAAAUUGGCCAAGUGGAAGUGGUGGAAGGACUGAACGCAACUCUGCCGUGUGCAGUUGACUUCCCGCCAAAUGACGUCCCGGUUUUGACAUUGUGGUACAUUGGGCCCGAAGAAACUCCAGUAUACAGUUACGACCAGCGGCCUCGAAGCAACAGUUCAGGCUGGGCAGACCCGACAGUGUUCGGUUACAACAGAGUGCGCUUCAUGCCGCACUGGCGCCCUCCAGCUUUACACUUCAGUAAUGUACGGCGCGGGGACAGUCGAGUUUAUCGUUGCAGGGUCGACUUCCAGCACGCCAACUCUCGCAUGGCCUGGAUCAGGCUACUAGUUAUCGUUCCGACGUCACGUCUGGACUUGACCGUACACCAGUCGCCUGUGAUGCCGGGAUCUCGAGAAGACGUCACCUGUACGGCGUCUGGAGGCUGGCCUCCGGCCCGCAUAAUCUGGCUACAAGAAGGGCAAGUGGUUGACGCUAACUACCACAUCAACAAAAAUAAAGGCAUCUCCUACAACGCUCUGGAGGCUGGAGCGUCCAGUGGAGACCUACUCUCACCCUUCGUGUGCCAGGCCUCCAACAACGACAUCAUGACGCCACUGACGACGACCUACACCCGCAACGUUACAUGUGGCUACCUAAAUGUUGAAAUAUAUGCUGCAGGUUACGACCAGCGGCCUCGAAGCAACAGUUCAGGCUGGGCAGACCCGACAGUGUUCGGUUACAACAGAGUGCGCUUCAUGCCGCACUGGCGCCCUCCAGCUUUACACUUCAGUAAUGUACGGCGCGGGGACAGUCGAGUUUAUCGUUGCAGGGUCGACUUCCAGCACGCCAACUCCCGCAUGGCUUGGAUCAGGCUACUAGUUAUCGGUGACGUGUGCGUGGAGAAAAGUUAUGCUGUUGUUCACACUAUGCUGAACACCGGCAAUGUGACUUACGACCAGCGACCUCGAAGCAACAGUUCAGGUUGGGCAGACCCGACAGUGUUCGGUUACAACAGAGUGCGCUUCAUGCCGCACUGGCGCCCUCCAGCUUUACACUUCAGUAAUGUACGGCGCGGGGAUUUCGGUCCGCUGAGUGUGCUGGUCGAGGUGUCGACGUGGCCACAAGUGGAGGGCGUGGAGGUGUCCCUGCGGUGCACCGUCGUCGGCAGCAACCCUCCGGCCAGGGUGCAGUGGUACCAGCACAGCCGUCCUCUCACGCGCGGCAGUGUUAACGUGACGCGUGUCGGGGACGCUACGGUGAGCGUGCUGAGGCUGAUCCCGAUGCGGGAGCUGCACGGCAGACAAAUUGUGUGUCGUGCAGAGAACCCUAUGGUCAUACGGCCCGCUGUUGAAGACAUCGUCACUCUCGACGUGUCGUACCGACCCAACGCGACGGUAACUCUCGUGUGGCCGCAAAUCUCCCGCAAUCUCCAGGAGGGCACCAAACUUUUGCUGCAGUGUCAUGUCGAUGCCAACCCACCGCCUCAGUCGUUCGCCUGGCUACAUAACGGCCGUAAGUUGACCUCGAACGAGACUGUGGGACUGUCUUUGACGUGGUCGCACUUGACGCUGCAGCGCGCGACCAGCGACUGGUCAGGCGCCUACCAGUGCACCGCUGCAAAUGUUGAGGGAGAAGCCAUCAGCAACACUGUCUUUGUCAACAUUAAAUAUGCUCCUCGGUGCACGCUUCCUCCCUCUUUCCGCGGCCUCGCUCUUUUCGACCAAGUCAUCAUAAACUGCGCAGUCGAUGCGGAUCCCGACAAUGUUACUUUCCGCUGGACUUUCACCAAAUCUACGGGCAAUGAUCGAUUCCGGCUGAUAUCAAACGACUGGUAUUCAUCAGAAGGACUGCGUUCAACACUCAAGUACGUUGUUGAGAGCCCGGAAGAUUUCGGAGUAAUCAAUUGCGAAGCCACGAACGCAGUCGGUCCUCAGGCUGUGCCAUGCAAGACAACACUUGUUUCUGUUGGCAUCCCAGAAGAGGUCAGAGGCUGCAUGGUCACCAACGUCACUGCCACCACCGCCACCGUCAACUGCAUGGCUGGCUAUGAUGGGGGACUAAAACAAAGUUUCAGAAUUCAGGUAUGGCAGACGCAGGACGAGGGGCUGGUGUACUCAGACAUCUUAGAGUCUGGGACAGCGACUCGCUACAGCAACACCUCCACAUCCGUCGCUCCUUCAGCCGGUUUCGCUCCUGCAAUGCACGCGGGAAAUCCGGCCUCUGGAGCGGAUGACGUUGAAGGAGAAAGGAUUCCUGUGUUUCAUGACAGAGAAACUUUUAUGCCCGAAAGAAUACAGUUCUUCGUGCCUGUACUGAAGCCAAACACACACCAUUUUGCUGCUGUUACCGCCAUGAACUCACGUGGUCAAGCGAAGCCUAAAAAAUUUUACAUACGGACUCUGAGCGACGGAACUGAAACUCCUUCAUCGCCCAAACCGCGGCCAAAAAGUGUCCAGCCAAAGCGGGUCAAACAUCCGCCUUCACUGCCGGCCACUCCGGCGUACGAAGCUCAUACAACGCAUUCGUAUGUUCAAGGCCUCUCCACUCAAGUAGAAACUCCAAAGUCUCGGAUCUUCUUGUGGGUCAUCGCCAUCAUUCUCGGCGUGGGGUUUGCUAUUUUUGGUGUUGGAUUUGGCGUUUACAUGGGCAAGCGCCAGAUCAUCACGUGCUGGUAUCUGUCGUGCGGCAGGCUGUGUCGCGAUGGAUGCUGCAGCGGAAUGAGAUCAGGAACGUGUUCUGGUCGAUGCAUAGGAUGCUGGAAGCGUUGCAAAGCUCGAUGCGAAGAUUGCAUCAUGCGCAAAAAGAAUGCGUGUUCUGCGGACAACUGCAAGGAACAACUAACAGGCUGCAAGUGUAUUAGAACUUGCUGCUUAAGACUCAAGCCCAGGGGGAUCCCCAAGUUUUGUCAAGCUGAAAUUAAAGGCGAGGAUGGUGAGAGCAAGACAGUUUCCUGCUGCAUGGAGCUGUCGUCAUGCCAUAAAGGCGUGGACGACGGGGAGCCAGCCAUGGACAUGGCAACAGGACUGCGUGGGCCGGCGCUGCAGCUGCAUAGAGGGGGAACUCUGUUACUGCGUCGGGCGCUGUCCAAUAAUGACUCGACAUCUGGCAGCAUAAAGCGCGGUAAAGAUGCAGAUGGAGAAGGCAGCUACAUGAAUGGGAUGCUGGAACAAACAAUAUAUGAUUCGUCUGGAAAGUACAGAGGUUUUGCACAUAUUCCUUCACAACACCAAGUCGGAGUUCGGAGGACUCCCGAGCCAAUCAGUGAAGCGGCCCCAAACUCCACCUCGCCAUCAGAUCCAUUGCUGGUCAACGGGAAAAAACUCAGUUUCAUAGAACCAAAGCCUGCGUUUUCUGUCAAGGACCGGGAUGACUCAAGCGCGAAAAAAGACCCAGACAGAAGCGGCGGUUUCGAGGUCGAAGACCGAACUGUCACGGACCUCACAGAUCCUGAAGAGCAAAGAGAAACUGAAGGUGCAAAUAGAGAUUCAGGAGAGGGCGAAGGUGACAGAAGCAGGCCCGGUGCUCCGAAGUUUAGCGCCGUGCUCAGAAACUUUCGUCCUCCGAGUUUAGCCAAGUUUGUUCCUAAAGCCAAGGCGGCAACGAAUUCCGGCUGUGACGUCUGAUUGAUUGUGCAACAGGGGACGUAAGCUGAAAAUAACGCCAUAUUUAGGCCGGAAAACAAAACCAGGCAGCUACCUUAUAGAUUCAUCGAAAUAUACGAUUUUUACCCUAUUUCUGAUUGUUGAAAAUGUUUGAUGGGACUGAUUUACGAUCUAGAUAACCAUAAGCAUCAAAACCGGAGUUGCCAUUCAAUGUUUAGCAUUAAUCUGUUCUCACUGUAACUGAAAUUUUUGAAAGUUUAUUGAGAUUUUCGUGUUAAAUUGUGCCCCAGCCAUUUAAAUAAGAUGUUCCCUAACCAGGCUUCCAACAUAGUCGAGCUCAGUGUGUAAAGACCCGUUGUGUCAGCCUGUUGCACUUGAAUUGCUUGAAUUUUAAGCUGUUUGUUUGUGAUGCAUGAGUUCAUGUUGAGUUUAAACAAUAAUGUGGCUGUGAUAUGAUAUCAUGAUGAACGUCAUAUCAAUAACGGUUUUAUAACAACAUUUUGACCAUGUUGACUUUUUUGUAGAUUUAAGGGAUAUUGUCCUGCUUCACUAGAGAAUCGAGUUAAUUCUUUAGAAAAAUUGUUGAGAUUUGAGCUUUUGGAGAUAUUGGCAGACUCGUUCGUAUAUAUCGCUUUCCUCUAACUUCUAAAAAAGCUUCCGUCCUUUUCCGAUACUACUUUGUUUUUAGUCAAUAUAAAAAUCUAUAUCAACUAGAAUCUUUGUAAUGCAAGUAUGGAAAAUGUUGUCACUGACACAAUAAAGAAAGCCACACAAGCGAAAAUUUAUAAUGAGCAGAAUUUUAGAAUUCAAUAAGUGUUUAUAAUAUAAAUUUGAAUGAUAUUCAUACUUUCUGUAAUAAAUUGGGAUGAAUUAUUGUUCUUCAGCAAAGAAAUACAAGCAAGUUUUAAGAUACGGAACCAUAAACUACGACUUUGAAUUACGCAGUAUAUUAUCUAAAUAAUAAUUUUGGAUUUAGUGCUCGUGCUUGUGAGUG
This is a messenger RNA of Hyalella azteca, 5559 nucleotides long. RefSeq lists its product as uncharacterized. The coding region runs from base 198 to 4586 and encodes 1462 amino acids. The record is from RefSeq and is a predicted model, not a curated record. Lineage: Eukaryota; Metazoa; Arthropoda; Malacostraca; Amphipoda; Hyalellidae. The transcript has 22 exons.